AUGACAAUCAAGACCUCUAAACCAAUACCUGAUUUUCCUACAUAUGGAUUACUCCCGAAGGAGGAAACCGAAGCUGCGACCUUUUUGAAAAAAUAUCCCGAAUAUGACGGUCGUGGUGUGGUUAUUGCCAUAUUGGACACUGGAAUAGAUCCCGGUGCCGUUGGUUUACAGACCACAACCGAAGGAAAGCCAAAGAUCAUCGACAUCAUCGAUUGCACUGGCUCCGGCGACGUGAUCACAAAGACGGUCGUGAAACCCACUGUUUCAGGUGAAGGAGGUGAGGCCGUGCAUACGAUUCGGGGCUUAUCGGGCCGUUCCCUUAUAAUCGAUCCCAAGUGGAACAAUACGUCAGGGGAAUUUCGCGUUGGUAUUAAGAGAGCAUACGAGCUGUUUCCUAGGCCUCUGGUCUCGAGGUUGCAAAAGGAACGUCGGCAACAAUUCGAGAAGCAGCAUUAUCUUUUUCAGGCGGAUGCGCAACAGAAACUUGCAGCCUGGCAAGAAGCCCAUCCACCGUCUUCAUCCUUAUCAGAAGCCGAUGUUGAAAUCAAGGCCGACCUUGAAGCGAGGGUAGAGGUACUUAAGGAUUCAUUGAAAGGCUAUGAUGACCCCGGUAUAAUUUUAGACGUUGUGACAUUUUUUGAUGGAACCGAUUGGAGGGUGGUGGUUGAUGUCGACGAGUCCGGUGACCUGAGAGAACAACCGCUCUUAACCGACUAUCGCAAGGAAAGGCAGUUCCAUACCUUCAGCCAAGAAGACUUGCUGAAUUUUUCGGUCAAUAUAUAUGACGAUGGAAAUACCGUAUGUAUUGUCACCGCGUCCGGUUCUCACGGAACUCACGUCGCUGCCAUUACCGCCGCAUAUCAUCCAGAUGAGCCGGCGCUCAACGGGAUUGCUCCGGGUGCACAGAUCGUCUCGCUAAAAAUUGGUGACAAUCGUCUGGGUAGUAUGGAGACAGGUGCCGCAUUAGCGAGAGCCGCCAUCGCACUGGUGGAAACAAAAACCGACGUGGCAAACAUGAGUUAUGGUGAGGCAACCGCUGUGCCAGAUAGCGGUCAUUUUAUCCGGUUGAUUCGUGAUGAAGUUAUCGGCAAAUACGGUUGUAUCUUUUUGAGCAGUGCCGGGAAUAAUGGACCCGCACUGAGCACGACCGGAUCUCCUGGUGGCACUUCCAGUGAUGUUAUUGGUGUUGGGGCUUAUGUGAGUCACGCGAUGAUUCAAGCUGAAUACGCGCUUCUCGAAUCUGUCCCCGAACGCGCCUACACAUGGAGUUCCCAGGGUCCUAAUACUGACGGUGAUAUCGGCGUCACAAUUUAUGCACCUGGCGGUGCCAUCACAUCAACUCCGCUGUAUUCGUUGACCAAAGCCCAAUUGAUGAACGGAACAUCCAUGUCAUCACCGAAUGCCACGGGAUGCGUUGCGUUACUCUUAUCGGGUCUCAAGGCUGAAGACAAAACGUACACACCUUACAGGAUCAAAAAUGCUCUCGUGAAUAGUGCGAAACAGGUCAAUGAGAAUUUCGGUGUGGGUCUCAUUCAAGUUGAAAGGACGUGGGAGUAUCUUAAAAAGUUUUACGACCGGCCUGAUCAAGAUGUCGUUUAUGAGGUCAAAAUUCCUGAUAAGCCAAGGAGCAAACGUGGCAUUUACUUGAGAGAAUUUUAUGAAACCACAAGUCCACAAUUAUACAGUGUCUCGAUCAAGCCAAAGUUCAUGAGGGCAAUUGAGCCAACGUCUGGCGAAAACAAUCCAAAGAAAUUUGAAUUUGAAAGCAGGGUAUUUGAGGUCCAAGUUGAUCCGUCAAAAUUGACACCCGGUCAACUUCAUUUUGCGGAAGUUCAGGGCUACGACACAACAUGUCCAGAGCGAGGUCCCUUGUUCAAGUUACCCGUGACCGUAACGAAACCGAGCGUCAUGAAUAAUGGAUCAAAGAUAACUUAUGAUAACUGGGCAUUUGGGCCUGGGCAUAUUGAGCGAAAAUUCCUUAAAGUUCCGGAUGGUGCUACCUAUGCAGAUGUCACCAUCAAAUUUUCAUCUCGUCUGAUUGCUUCGCCUGCACGUUUUUGGCUGCACAUGAUUCAACUGCUACCGCAGAAGCGUUUUACGAGCGAGGAACACGAGUAUUUCUUUGUUCUAGCAAAGGGAAGUUAUGGAGAUGGCAAUGGCGAAGAGCAAGUGGAGAGAAAGCGAUUUUCCGUGUGUGGUGGUGUCACAAUCGAGAUCUGUUUCGCGCAAUUUUGGUCUAGCCCCGGAGAUCAUAAUGUUUCGUUGGAAUUUGUGUUUCAUGGAAUUCAAAUUGCCAACAAUGCAACCAGCGGAGAUGACGCCAUUUACAUCAACGGCGGUGAUUCCUUCACUCGCCUGGAUAUUAUUGCCCCCAUCCGAAGGGAGGAUGAUAUUUCUCCUUCAAUACAAUUUGGUAAUUAUUGCUUUGUUGAUUGUGCAAGUUCUGGUGUCACAAAAGCGCGUACAUUUUAA
Messenger RNA from Acaulospora colombiana, 2472 nucleotides. NCBI's taxonomy places the organism in Eukaryota, Fungi, Glomeromycota, Glomeromycetes, Diversisporales, Acaulosporaceae. The record is from the annotation of a GenBank genome assembly.